CUUUCACAAUCAACCGCCAUCAUAUUCUGUCUUUCUUCUUAGUACUCAUCAGUCAUCAGUUCACGGGACUGAUAUACAACUCUAGAGAGAGAGGAAUGGAGAGGAGAGGAGAGGAAAAAUGCAAGCCUCAAGCAAUGGCAUAGAGGAAUUACAUAGUAAGACAUAAAAGAUUGCUAUUGUGAUUAACCCAAUAGGGUACCUAUUCUUUGGGUUCAAUGGAAGAUGGUGACUGGGUUCUGGUGCGACCGCCUGUAGAGAAAGAUUUUUAGAACCCCAGAGAGAGAGAGAAGAUCGAAAGAUUGCAAGCCUGAAGCUACAGGCAUAGAAAAAGCAUACAGUGACAUUCAAAGAUUUUGGAAAGAAAAAGGUAGACUUGAAAGAUUGCUGUUUCAAUUAGCCCAGUUGGGUAUCUUUUCUUUGGGUUUCAAUGGAAGAUGGUGGCUGGGUUCUGGUUCAACCACCGACGGAGAGAUAUUUUUGGAACCCAAGUUUGGUAGAAACAGAGACUUCGAGGCCACUCAAGGUAAGGUUCAAUGAGCCUGCAAAGCACUGGACCGAUGCUCUUCCCAUUGGUAAUGGCCGUCUUGGUGCUAUGGUUUGGGGUGGUGUUGCAUCUGAAACUCUCAAUCUCAAUGAGGACACUCUUUGGACUGGGGAUCCUGGGAAUUACACAAACCCUGAUGCUCCGGAGGCACUAUCAGAGGUCAGGAAACUUGUAGAUGAUGGCCAAUAUGCCGAAGCUACUACUGCAGCAGUCAAGUUAUCCGGAGAUCCUUCUGAUGUUUACCAGCUUCUGGGUGAUAUGGAGCUGGAAUUUGAUGAUUCUCAUGGUGCAUAUAGUGAAGAAACGUAUCAAAGAGAGCUGGACUUAGAUACUGCAACAGUUAAAGUCAAAUAUUCAGUAGGUGAAGUAGAAUUUACGAGGGAGCAUUUUGCCUCAUAUCCAGAUCAAGUGAUUGUGACAAAGAUUUCUGGAAGUAAAUCAGGGUCACUUUCCUUUACUGUAUCUUUAGACAGCAAGUUACAUCAUCAGUCUCACGUAAAUGGCAGAAAUCAGAUUGUCAUGGAAGGAAGUUGUCCUGGUAAAAGACUUUCUCCAAAAGCAAAUGAAGCAAACAAUCCUAAAGGAAUUCAGUUCUCUGCAGUUCUUGAUUUGCAGAUCAGUGAUGGUGUGGGUGCAGUGCAUGUUUUGGAUGACAGGAAGCUAAGGAUUGAGGGUUCAGAUUGGGCUGUUAUGCUUCUGGUGGCAUCAUCCUCGUUCGAUGGACCGUUCACUAAGCCUUCGGAUUCAAAAAAAAAUCCUACAUUGGAGUCCCUAAGCACUUUGAAUUCAAUAAGAAAUUUAUCAUAUUCUGAACUUUAUGCACACCAUUUGAAUGAUUAUCAAAAACUUUUCCAUCGUGUCUCGCUGCAGCUUUCCAAAAGCUCUGAGAGCAUAACAACAGAUAUGCCCUCUCUAAAGGACGUAGAUCUGGAAGUUACUGAAGAUAAGACAGUUUCAACUGCAGAGAGGGUGAAAUCUUUUCCAAAUGAUGAAGAUCCCUCAUUAGUGGAGCUUUUAUUCCAGUAUGGUCGAUAUCUGCUUAUUUCUUGUUCACGGCCUGGAACUCAGGUGGCAAACCUGCAGGGGAUAUGGAACAAGGAUAUUGAGCCACCAUGGGAUGGUGCUCCUCACUUGAAUAUCAAUCUUCAAAUGAACUAUUGGCCUUCCCUUCCUUGCAACCUUAAAGAGUGCCAAGAGCCUUUAUUCGAUUACAUGUCCUCCUUGUCGAUCAAUGGAAGUAAAACUGCAAAAGUGAACUAUGAAGCACGUGGUUGGGUUGUACAUCAGGUGUCUGAUGUAUGGGCAAAAACAUCACCAGAUCGCGGUCAGGCUGUGUGGGCUUUAUGGCCAAUGGGUGGAGCAUGGCUUUGCACCCAUUUGUGGGAGCAUUAUACUUAUACAAUGGACAGAGAUUUUCUAGAACACAAGGCGUAUCCCUUGUUGGAAGGAUGUAGUGCAUUUCUGUUGGACUGGUUGAUUGAAGGCCGGGGAGGAUUUCUGGAAACCAACCCAUCUACCUCUCCAGAACAUACUUUUUCUUCUCCUGAUGGUAAGCCUGCUAGUGUUAGCUACUCCUCAACCAUGGACAUGUCGAUUAUUAAAGAAGUGUUCUCUGCCAUUGUUUCUGCUGCUGAGGUGUUGGGAAAGAAUGCAGACAAUUUGAUUGAAAGAGUUCGCAAAGCUCAAGCACGGCUUUAUCCAACAAAAAUUGCUAGGGAUGGUUCCAUCAUGGAAUGGGCACAAGAUUUUGAGGAUCCAGAGGUGCAUCAUCGACAUGUAUCACACUUAUUUGGCCUGUUUCCAGGACACACAAUAACUGUAGAGAAAACUCCUGAUCUAUGUAUAGCUGCAGACAAGACCCUAUAUAAAAGAGGGGAUGAUGGGCCAGGAUGGUCAACUACAUGGAAAACUGCUCUGUGGGCACGCCUUCGUGACAGUGAGCACGCUUACAGGAUGGUGAAGCAUUUAUUUGAUUUGGUGGAUCCUGAUCAUGAAAGCAAUUUUGAAGGAGGACUUUACAGUAACCUAUUCACCGCACACCCACCUUUCCAGAUAGACGCCAACUUUGGUUUUUCUGCAGCAGUAGCGGAAAUGCUUGUCCAGAGCACAAUGAAGGACUUGUACUUCCUUCCCGCUCUUCCAAGAGAUAAAUGGGCGAGUGGCUGUGUGAAAGGAUUGAAGGCACGCGGUGAUGUUACAGUCAACAUCUGCUGGACUGAAGGAGAUCUCCAUGAAGUUGGUAUUUGGUCGAAGAAUCAGAAUUCUACUAGACGAUUACAUUAUAGAGGAUCUACAAUCACAACACAACUGUCGGUGGGCAGAGUUUACACGUUCAAUCGCCUGUUAAAAUGCGUUAAUUCGUACCCUUUGUGAGAAGAAGCGGCUUUUCUUUCAAGUCUCAGAUCAAAAUGAUCUUAUGAAGAGCAUUAUUUUUCUUGGUACAAUUAGAUUUCCAAAGAAUAUCCUCCCUUUGUUCUAUCUUUUUGCUUUCCCUUUGCUCUCACUAAUCUUUUUCCACUAUUGAUUCAUUCACCUCCUACCUUUUGGAUGUCUACGAUGGUUUUGACUACUUGCUGUUAUUUGUCUUGUAUCCUUAUGAUGCAGAAUUGUAAGUGGAAUAAAUAAUUUUUUGUUUUAUUCAGAAACUAUAAUUGCUUCUCGGGUACUUGUUUUUGUUAUAGUAUGGAGAACUAUUCUGCCCAAAAUAAAUUUUAAAUGUUUGCG
Ilex paraguariensis (yerba mate) is the source of this 3268-nucleotide messenger RNA. The record is from the annotation of a GenBank genome assembly. NCBI's taxonomy places the organism in Eukaryota, Viridiplantae, Streptophyta, Magnoliopsida, Aquifoliales, Aquifoliaceae.